AUGGCGACUACUACGGCAAACGACGUAGACAGAGUUCCUAGCGGGGGUUCUAGCGUAGCUGUACUAACGGCAAACGAAGUUAAUCAAUAUAAUGUACAUGGUUAUGAUCUAGAACGUGGUGACUCACCGAAUAAUUAUGAAGCAUGUUAUAAGGGAAACGACAAUGGUCUAAAUAGCAUAAAAGACUUUGCCGGGCUUGCUACAGAUGAAUAUGUUGAAGAUAUUAUAACUUUGAAGGAGUUUUAUAGUAGAAAAAUCAAACAUAAGUUUACAGUAAAUGGUGCAUUCAGAUAUUGUUUCUCAUUGUUCCCUUUGGUAGCUUGGAUACCGCACUAUAACCUUGUAUGGUUAUAUUGUGACUUCGUGGCGGGUAUUACCGUUGGGUGUGUUUUAAUACCGCAAUCAAUGUCAUAUGCUCAAUUGGCUGGCUUAUCGCCAGAAUAUGGACUUUAUUCGUCUUUUGUGGGGGCCCUAAUAUACUCUUUUUUUGCAACCAGUAAAGAUAUCUGUAUCGGUCCAGUUGCGGUUAUGUCUCUAAUGGUCGGAAGAGUUAUAGAGAAGAUCUUGAGUGAACUUCCCGAAGGUUCGCUGAUAACCGCUCCCAUAAUUGCGACCACGUUGUCGCUAUGUUGUGGUUUAAUAACUACCGCCAUCGGUUUAUUACGCUUCGGGUUUGUAGUAGAAUUUAUAUCAUUAAACGCUAUAUUGGGAUUUGUCACUGGGGCAGGGCUGAGUAUUAUCACAUCACAGUUGCCAAGUUUAAUGGGGGUUCCUAAACCUCCCAAAGGUUCAACAUUAGUAUCUUUUAUCUCAUUUCUCAAAAACAUUCCUCAAACUAGGAUGGAUGCCGUGUUUGGAAUAUUAACUCUAUUUGUAUUGUAUUUUUGGAGAUGGAUUGCUGGCAGCGUUGGACCAAAGUUGGUUAAAAGAUCACUCCCACCAGGUUCAAGGGCAUCAGAAUUCUGGAAAGAUUUUUUCUUUUAUGCAGACGCAACAAGAAGUGUUAUAACAAUUAUAGUAGGUACCGUCGUAUCUUGGCUUAUAACUAGAGGGAAACAAGAGAAAUUGCCAAUAGCAAUACUUGGUUUCGUCCCAUCUGGAUUACAAAAUGUAGGUCUAAUGAAAAUACCAGAUGGGUUACUAUCGAAAAUUGCCCCGGAGGCAUUCGCAGCAACAUUAGUGUUACUAUUGGAACACCUUGCUAUCGGGAAAUCUUUUGCCAGAGUAAACAAUUACACGAUUUCUCCUGAUCAGGAAUUGGUUGCCAUUGGAGCUACCAACUUACUUGGCACGUUCUUCAAUGCUUAUCCAGCCACUGGAUCUUUCUCGAGAACUGCACUAAAGUCCAAAUGUAAGGUAAAAACACCUAUUUCUGGUGUUUUCAGUGGUGGAUUUGUGUUGUUCGCGUUAUAUUUACUCACGGACGCUUUUUACUAUAUUCCAAAAUCUGCUCUGGCAGCAGUGAUAAUACAUGCCGUGGCAGACUUGAUUUCCUCACACAAGACUGCUGUACGGUUUUGGAAGUUAAGUCCGCUGGAUGCCGUGAGUUUCUUAGCUACCAUAAUAAUAACUAUUACAGUGGAGAUUGAAAUGGGGAUAUAUUUUGCAAUUGGAUGGUCAUUGGUAGUCAUGCUGUUAGGAGUUAUAUUUCCAAGUGGAAAGUUCAUGGGUUAUGUGAAAGUGACAGAAAUAGUGAACCCAAGUAGGAACACGGAUACUUCCUCAGCAUUUACUUCAACUGACGGAUCUGUCAAAAUAGAACAGGAUUCUAACCUGAUUACUUCAACGCCCGAUCCACAGGUACAACAGCAUACCAAAUGGGUUCCACUGGAUAACUCAUACUCAAGAGAGCUUAACCCUAGUAUUGUAGUAAAUGAGCCACCACCUGGAGUUAUUGUUUACCGUCCAACAGAGUCGUUCAUAUAUCUCAACUCCUCUAGACAGAUCGACACUAUACUAGCGAAAGUUAAGAAACUAACCAAACCGAAGAAAAUAAAGGUGGUUUCGAAUAAAGAAAAGAAAUGGUGCGAUUGCCGUCCACCAAAUUUUGUACUAAAACUGACGGGUGAGCUGAAUACCAACUCAGACUUUUCAACAGAUAACAUCGAUGACAGGCCAACGCUUAAGAUACUUGCGAUGGAUUGGUCACAGGUAACUCAAGUCGAUGCAACAGCAAUACAGAAUUUAGUAGACCUGAGAAAGAGCAUAGAAACUUAUGUGGGGAGGCAGGUUCAGUUUCAUUUUAGUGGAAUACUAUCACCAUGGAUUAAGCGUUCCCUUAUUAAUGCAGGCUUCGGCCAACCUAAGGACCAGCAAAGUCUGAACUCUGCAUGUUCGAGGUUCUAUUGUUAUGACGUUGUAGACUUAAAUGACCCGCAAAAAUCAGAUCACCGACCCUCGCACAAUUUAAAACCUGCAUUGGGCUCAAAUAUGCCUUUCUUCCAUCUUGAGAUGCCAGAUUUUAGCACGUGGCGUCUUGAAGAAGAACAAUCUCUCUAA
Molecule: messenger RNA, 2499 nt
Organism: Eremothecium sinecaudum
Lineage: Eukaryota; Fungi; Ascomycota; Saccharomycetes; Saccharomycetales; Saccharomycetaceae
Gene: SUL2
Product: sulfate permease
Exons: 1
Coding region: 1-2499 (832 amino acids)
Biological process (GO): transmembrane transport
Cellular component (GO): membrane
Molecular function (GO): secondary active sulfate transmembrane transporter activity
Source: RefSeq, a predicted model, not a curated record